CGUCCUCGCCUGUUGCCAUAGCAACUCAAACUCUACUGCGGGCGUAACGAUGGCUAGCGAAAAUAUUUCAGAGUUUUACGCUGCUGUCUGCGCAGAACAUCACAUAAAAAUAAAUCCACACAUCUUACAAGUUUUAGAGAAGACGACGGUGGCGGAGAAUGUCGCCUUAAAACUGACAGGAAACAACCAACUGAGACGCGUUCAGCGACUUGAUGACAAAGACGUUCUUGCUCUCUCAAAAUGUCUGAUUAACAACGAGUGUGUGACAGGUCUUGAUGUCAGGUACAAUAACAUAACAGAUGAAGGGGUUGGACACCUAGCUCACCUUUUACAGGAGGCCAGCUCAGCUCUGCUCUCUCUGGAUCUGAUGUUCAACGACAUCCAGACAGACGGAGCUGAAGUUCUCGCCAAGAGCCUGCAGCGUAACAGCACCUUGCUCUCUCUCAGACUGUCAGGCAAUAAGAUCAAGAACAGAGGAGCCAUGCACCUGGCCAGCAUGCUGCAGGUGAACAACACCCUGAAGGAGAUGGAGCUGGCUGACUGCGACCUGGCCACUCAGAGUGUGAUAGCGUUUGCCAUCGUGUUGAAAAGCAACAAGACUCUUCGCUCCGUCAAUAUCAGCCGGCCACUGCUCUUCAGCCACCAGGAGGAGUGGGCGGUGCACUUCUCGGAGAUGCUGGCGGUGAACAGCAGCCUGGUGGAGCUCCACCUGGGGAAGAUGGGUAUGACCGACACCGGGAUGGAGAGGCUGACUGAAGGCCUGCGGCUCAACCGCAGCCUGCGCUACCUGGACCUGCGCUGUAACCGUGUGACUCGUGACGGCGUGCGUCAACUGGCCAAGGUGCUGAAGCAGAACCCGACUCUGGAGAUCAUAGAUCUGUCGUCCAAUCGGAUUGAAGAUGACGGUGCUGCGUACCUGAGCGAGGCCGUCGCCUGGCCAGGCUGCGCCCUGAGAGAGCUGUCUGUCACCAGUAACAACAUCAAGACGCAGGGUCUGCUGGCUUUGGCUCAGGCGAUGACGGAGAGCACAACUCUGAACCACAUCUACAUCUGGGGAAACCACCUGGAGGAGCCUGUCUGUCAGGCUUUCAGAGAGCUGAUCUCCAGCGGCCGCCUGCCUCCGGAGCAGACAGAUGUCAGCGCGUACGAGGUGGACGGUCAGGUGUUUCUCGCUGAGGUCUUCCACAGUUUGAGGAGACACUAUUACAGGACAAACAGCUCUGGUACAGACACACCUACCACCUCCAACACUGCAGCAGACCCGUUACCAAUCCACGCUGCCAGCCCCGACUCCACCUUUCCUCCACACGUUGAGAGUCAGCUACUUGUUCCCCUGCAGUCCUGCUAGGCUCUCAAUAACCUCCUCACACCCACCAGCAUCCCAACAGACUUAAAUAUUGGCUUAAAAAGAGCCUUGAAUAAAAUGCAUACACGUGUUAACAGAACAAAAUAAAACAAUGCAAAUAUGCCAAAAGAAAGAAGCCAUGAUCUCUCCAACUUGUGGUGUUAAAAUGAGCCUUCUGAACAAUAAACUGUUGCCUGUGA
Messenger RNA from Siniperca chuatsi (mandarin fish), 1545 nucleotides. RefSeq names its product leucine rich repeat containing 34 (gene lrrc34). The record is from RefSeq and is a predicted model, not a curated record. The coding region runs from base 50 to 1348 and encodes 432 amino acids. The transcript has 10 exons. NCBI's taxonomy places the organism in Eukaryota, Metazoa, Chordata, Actinopteri, Centrarchiformes, Sinipercidae. Gene Ontology annotation, molecular function: protein binding.